AUGGUGAGAUUAUUAGCAGAAGGCGGUUCAAGGCCAACAAAACAUUCAAAACAAUUAAGUAUUACUACACAUUAUCAAUAUAUUGUACCUAUUUCUGAUUCUCGAGCUACUAAACUUGAUCAAGCAAUUCUUAAAGCAUGGAUAUGCUGUGGAUUUGCUUUUUGUACAAUAGAAAAUCCCUUUAUCAUCGAUCUUUUUAAAAUUGCUAUUCCGAGAUACACAUUACCAUCAC
Racocetra fulgida is the source of this 232-nucleotide messenger RNA. The record is from the annotation of a GenBank genome assembly. Lineage: Eukaryota; Fungi; Glomeromycota; Glomeromycetes; Diversisporales; Gigasporaceae.